Messenger RNA from Hypanus sabinus (Atlantic stingray), 2074 nucleotides. RefSeq names its product acylphosphatase-2-like. The record is from RefSeq and is a predicted model, not a curated record. Gene Ontology annotation, molecular function: acylphosphatase activity. The coding region runs from base 62 to 364 and encodes 100 amino acids. The transcript has 4 exons. Lineage: Eukaryota; Metazoa; Chordata; Chondrichthyes; Myliobatiformes; Dasyatidae.
CAGAAGCAGUGGCUCUACUGUCAGGCUUCUGCACACUCAUCUGUCAACGGCAGCUUCAGAGAUGAGCUCCUCCAGCACAGGACUGAAAUCUGUGGAUUACGAGAUCUUUGGGGACGUACAGGGCGUCUUCUUCCGAAAGUACACGGAGGAGCAGGCCAGAAAACUGGGCCUGGUUGGCUGGGUGAAGAACACGGCGGGAGGCACGGUGACGGGGCAGGUGCAGGGGGCAGCUGAGAAAGUGAACUUCAUGAUGAAUUGGCUCAAGUCCGUGGGAAGCCCAAUGUCUCGAAUCGACAGAGCCCAUUUCUCCAAUGAGAGGGAUAUCUCCAAACUGGAUUUUAAUAAUUUCUCGACAAAGUACUAAACCUGGUGCUGCAAUAGCUGCAGAAGUGCCUGGAUUGCAAACGCCACUGCUCGUGUCAUUUAGCUGGAAGGAGGGAUAUGAACAGGUGUGAUCCCGGACUGGAGGGGAAUGGUUUCUUUCCAUUGUGUUAAAGCCUGAUUUUCACGUCGACUCCUAACCUCCCUGCUUUCAGAUGUUGACAGUAAACUCUGUGCCAUAUAUCAAUGACCUCGUGCUUCCCUGCUAGGUUUCUGUUCCGCGGUACUAUCGAUCUUUAGGAUGGUUCCCCAAAUAUUGCGAGGAAAGCGGUUGAGUGGUGAUCUGUCCCUUGUCUCCAGGAAAAUAUGGCAACAUUUUCCUCUGUUCAUGCGCUACUUCCCAAAGAUUUUUUUUUAUUGCACUGUAGCUCAAAGUAAUCUUCAUUCUGGCGCAUGUGAUUUAAACUGCCUUAUCAUAUAGCAGUGAAAGGAUAGACUAAAAAAUGAAAAGACCCAACCACGAAUCACAGUCACCAUUUACUCUUGCCCACACUGCCUCAGAAUAUGGGGCUCCCAGCCACCUGAAGACGACCCUUUAAACAAGUAUCAAACUCGACAAGCAAGCACACAACCGUAUUCCGUCUGAAGACCCACCAAAAGACAGCCUCUUAUGAAAACGUCAAACUAGACUUGAGUGCUGGCACGUGGCUAAGUGGUUAAGGUGUUCGUCUAGUGAUCUGAAGGUCGCUAGUUUGAGCCUUGGCUGAGGCUGCGUGUGUGUCCUCGAGCAAGGCAUUGCUCUGCGACGACACCGGUGCCAAGCUGUAUGGUCCUAAUGCCCUUCCCUUGGACAACAUCGGUGGCGUGGAGAGGGGAGGCUUGCGGCUUGGGCAACAGCCGGUAUCCCACACAACCCUGCCCAGGCCUGCGCCCCGGAAACUUUCCAAGGCACAAAUCCAUGGUCUCAUGGGAUUAACUGUGGCCUACACACUAGACUUGAGAAACCACACAACUGUAUUCCAUCUGAAGACCCACCAAUAGGAACCUCUUAGGAAGAAAUUCAUACUCGACUUAAGAGACUUACUUAUUCACUACCCACUACACUGCUGACGUUUAAGGCAGCCGCAAAGAUCCUCCAACUCUAUCUGUCCACACCGUCACACUCAGAUGAAGAAGGAUUCUUCAUCGCUGUUUCCAUAACAAUUAUUUCUUUUGACCAGUCGAGGUUGCUAGCCCUGAGCUGAACCCUCAUGAACCUGGAGAACUGGAGGUCCACUCUUAGUCUGACCUUUACCCUUUGACCUGUGUGGCAUGGGUGACCCUACCAAAAGCCAAAUCAUAAAGCCCUGAUUCCAACACAGCUCUCCCGGGUCAUUGAGGCACGCAAGCCUCCGAACCCUACGACAAGGUUGUGGUCCUCUUGGAGGCAACUUGAGUGACCGCACAACCAAAUUCCACUUGAAGCCCACAGACAACCUCUUAGAACAUCAUACUUGACUUGGGUAGCCACACAACCAUAUUUGCUUUUUGCUUUUACACGUUGCACCACUGUCCUUUCAAUGAAUGACCUCCAGAGGCCAAUAGAACAAGCCAGGUUGUCCUGGGUUGGAUUGUGCUUUUGGAUAGGCGUGUCUUGGGUUUGGUCAACAUCAUUAAUGCAAGAUAUCUAUGUUGGAGUAGCAUAGCAUGUAAACGAAAGAACUCUGUCCUCGAGUUACUUUGCUCAAAGUGCAUUUGCUUCGACUGCAUUAAA